UAUGAGGAGGAACAUUUGGAAGGUUCUCAGUCAAAAGGUGCGUGCUGAAGCUACACUACUCUUCAGUCUUCUCCUGGAUAGUUUUUCAGUACCAACUACCAAGAAAGCUAUCCACAAGCGAUUCGAUCUCCUCCCAUAGCUGUUCCCAGAAGCAAUCGCAGAUGAGCACCGCUACUCCUCCGGCCACCGGCGAGAAGCCUCAGCCUCACGCGGUGUGCCUGCCGUUCCCGGCGCAGGGCCACAUCACGCCGAUGCUGAAGCUUGCCAAGGUCCUCCACGGCCGUGGCUUCCACGUCACCUUCGUCAACACCGAGUACAACCACCGCCGCCUCGUCCGCUCCCGUGGCGCCGCCGCCGUCGCGGGCCUCCCGGGGUUCCGCUUCGCCGCCAUCCCGGACGGCCUGCCGGCGUCCGACGCCGACGCCACGCAGGACCCGGCGGCCAUCAGCCACGCCACCAAGCACCACUGCCCGCCCCACUUCCGGAGCCUGCUCGCCGGGCUCGGCGGCGGCGGCGGCGCCGUGGCUUGCGUCGUGGCGGACAACCUGAUGAGCUUCGCCGUGGACGCCGCGGGGGAGCUCCGCGUGCCGUGCGCGCUCUUCUGGACGGCCAGCGCCUGCGGCUACAUGGGCUACCGCAACUUCCGCCCCCUCAUCGACCGGGGAAUCAUCCCGCUCAAAGACGAAGAGCAGCUGACGAACGGGUUCAUGGACAUGCCGGUGGACUGGGCGCGGGGCAUGAGCAAGCACAUGCGUCUCAAGGACUUUCCGACCUUCCUCCGCACCACGGACCCCGACGACGUCCUGAUGACGUUCCAGCUACACGAGGUUGAGCGGUCGGAGUCCGCGGCGGCCGUCAUCGUCAACAGCUUCGACGAGCUGGAGCGGCCGGCGCUCGACGCCAUGCGUGCCAUCAUCCCGGCCGUGUACACCAUCGGCCCGCUCGCGUCCGUCGCCGAGCAGGCCGUCGUCCCCACCGGCGGCCCCGUCGACGCGAUCAGCUCAAGCCUGUGGCGAGAGGACCCCACCUGCCUCGCGUGGCUGGAGGGCAGGGAGCCCCGGUCGGUGGUGUACGUGAACUUCGGCAGCGUGACGGUGAUGAGCGGCGAGGAGCUGGCGGAGUUCGCGUGGGGGCUGGCCGGCAGCGGCCACGACUUCCUGUGGAUCGUCAGGCCGGACGUGGUGCGGGGAGCCGGCACCGCCUCGGCGGCGGCGGCGGCGGCGCUGCCGCCGGGGUUCGCGGAGGCGACGCGGGGCAGGGGCCUCCUGGCGAGCUGGUGCGACCAGGAGGCCGUGCUGCGGCAUGGCGCGGUGGGGCUGUUCCUGACGCACAGCGGGUGGAACUCGACCAUGGAGAGCCUGAGCGCAGGCGUGCCGAUGCUGUGCUGGCCCUUCUUCGCGGAGCAGCAGACCAACUGCCGGUACAAGUGCGCCGAGUGGGGCGUGGGGAUGGAGGUCGGGGACGACGUGCGGCGGGAGGCCGUGGCGGCGAGGAUACGGGAGGCGAUGGGCGGGAGCGAGAAGGGGAGGGAGAUGAAGCGCCAGGCGGCGGAGUGGAAGGAGGCCGCCGCGCGGGCGGCGGUGGAGUCGCUCGCGAACCUUGACUCGCUGAUCGACGGCGUGCUGCUCUCCGGCAUGGGUGGUCGACUCGCUACUCGCUAGCGAAAUGGCGUGAACGGUGGAUGGCGCCUUACGUCAUCAACGAACAUGCUCUGCUGCGCGGUGGAUCAGGGUCACAGGAGCCGCUGGAAGGACGGUGAGGUCGUCUGAAAAACUGAAAUGGUUGCGUUUUCCUGCCCACUUCGAGACGUUGUGAUGUAAGCGUUUGGAAAAUGUAGUGUUCCCCUUUCGUCGUGUUGCUUAAUCGUGGUCGACAACGCCGUCUGCCGACGACUGCCACCGCUGCGGUGUUGUUUUAGGGCCUGUUUGGCAACAAGGUGUUAAAGUUUAACA
Messenger RNA from Setaria italica (foxtail millet), 1952 nucleotides. Its product is annotated as 7-deoxyloganetin glucosyltransferase. The coding region runs from base 162 to 1661 and encodes 499 amino acids. The transcript is spliced from 2 exons. The record is from RefSeq and is a predicted model, not a curated record. Lineage: Eukaryota; Viridiplantae; Streptophyta; Magnoliopsida; Poales; Poaceae. Gene Ontology annotation, molecular function: UDP-glycosyltransferase activity.